Molecule: messenger RNA, 1878 nt
Organism: Diutina rugosa
Lineage: Eukaryota; Fungi; Ascomycota; Pichiomycetes; Serinales; Debaryomycetaceae
Gene: NOT4
Product: CCR4-NOT core ubiquitin-protein ligase subunit
Exons: 1
Coding region: 1-1878 (625 amino acids)
Biological process (GO): protein ubiquitination
Cellular component (GO): CCR4-NOT complex
Molecular function (GO): RNA binding; ubiquitin-protein transferase activity; metal ion binding
Source: RefSeq, a predicted model, not a curated record
AUGGACAUUUCCGACAAAAACUUCAAACCGUGUCCUUGUGGCUACCAAAUCUGCCAGUUCUGCUACAACAACUUGAGGCAGAAUCCGCAGUUGGUGCCGAAGUGUCCUGGUUGUCGUCGUCUUUACGACGACGAGCUGGUCGAGUACAAGAGCAUCACUCCGGCCGAGUACCGGCUCCAACAGGCAAAGCGGGAAAAGAAGGAGCGUGAACGCAAGCAACGGGAGAAGGAGAAGAAGGAACUGGAACUCGCCAACAAAAAGCACCUCGCUGGCUUGCGCGUGGUCCAAAAGAAUCUUGUCUACGUCACCGGGCUCAACCCCCCUUGCCCUCCCGAAGACUUGCACCUGGUGUUACGUCUGGACCGCUACUUCGGCCAGUAUGGCAAGAUCACGAAAAUCGUCAUCAACAAAAAGCUGCCCAGUCUGGGUCUGCAAGGCCACCACCACCACAGCUCGUCAGGGCUUGUUGUCUACGUUACCUUCGCUCGCAAGGAAGACGCUUUGCGCUGUAUCAACGAGCUUGAUGGUCUGUUGUGUGACGGUAGAGUGUUGAGAGCGGCUCACGGCACCACCAAGUACUGUUCGCUGUACUUGAGAGGCCACCCUUGUCCCAACCCCAAUUGCAUGUUCUUGCACGAGCCUGGUGAAGAAGCUGACUCUUACACUCGUAAGGACUUGCUGACUCACCAAGGCAUCAAGAUGGGCAUGAUGGGGAUGAACCGCAGCGGUCUGGGCUCUAACUUGUUCGGCCUGUCGUUCGGUAGCGACCCCGACCACCACCACCAGGAACCCGAAGAACCAGUGGUGGCACUCCCUGCUACGGCGCACUGGGCUACACAAGACGCUACGCUGGCGGCAUCGCUGCCACAAGUGUCUAACACCCCCUUGGCUAAUCUGGCGGCCUUCCCUACCCUUAGUGAGAUUUUCAAGGAUCAAAAGCAUCAACAAAAGAAGGAAGCACCCAAGCCCAAGGCUAAGCUGCGCAGCAAUAAGGAGAACGUGUUACUUCCUGAUGAUAUCGAUGUUGAUGAUGACCUGGCGGCGCACUUUUUGGAAGAGAACAAUGCGGUGCUCAAGAAACUUCACGAAGACUCCCAAUCUCUUGCUGGCUACUUCAAGAAUUUGGAGGCUCCUCAAGGCUUACCCAUGUUCACGUUCAAGCCCGAUCUCGAAUUGGGUAACCCCGAAGAAGAUAAGGAUCGUGCACGUCUUGUAAUUGAGCGGUUCCUUUUCCGUCCUGUUAAAAACUACCACUUGGCUUACAUCAAUCAUCCCAUCACUCAAUUGUUACACCAACAACACCAGCAGCAGCAACGCCAACAACUGACAUUGCAAGCCGCUCAGUUGCAACAAUUGCACAUGGAGCAGCAAAAGGGUUUGCAACAACAGGCACAUCAGGCACAACAACAAGCUCAACAACACCAGCAGGCUCAGCAACAGCAACAGGCACAACACGCUCAACAGGCCCAACAGCAACAGGCCCAACAGCAGCAACAGUUACUUCUUUUGCAAUUGCAACAACAAGCCGCUAAGCAACAGCAGCAACACGCUCAGCAACAAGCACAACAACCGCUGCAACAAUCGCAGCCGCAGCCGCAGCCCCAGCCUCAACCACAACAACCUCAACCUCAACCUCAUCAGCAACAACAACAGCAACAGAUCAACAUGUUGCGGAUGAAUGACAGAGUUCAAACCUCUACUCCUCCGCCCCCUGGUUUAUUCACUGGUGGUGCCGCCGCCCUGGUUCCUAAGCAACCUCAAGGCGUGCCGCUUGCCCAAUACCAAGGACAAUCUUUCCCCGACCAUAGCCCCACCGGUGGAGCCAACCAGCUGACGAGCUCACAAUUGUUGUCGCAGUUGAUGGGAGGGAAGAGAUAA